AUGGCACCCAAACUUCCACCAUUGAGAUUCGUGAGAUCGGUCAUGAAGUCAUUCAUGGCCGAGUCCGGCCUCGAGCCCAGACUACUUGGGCCUCAAUUCCGAGUCACCGGUGCCACCCAGGGCAAGGUCAAUUUUGAGCUCGACAUCACCAAGGACCACACCAACCGUCUGAAGAUCAUCCACGGCGGAACCAUUGCCAGCAUGGUUGAUCUUGGUGGAUCUCUGGCUGUUGCGUCUAAGGGACUCUAUGCCACCGGUGUGUCGACGGAUCUCAACGUUUCCUACAUUAGUGGUGGUGGGAAAGUCGGUGAGAAGAUCCUCGGAACCGCUGUGUGUGAUAAGAUCGGCAAGACCCUCGCCUACACCACCGUCACCUUCCGCAACCAGAAGGGCGAGCUUUGUGCCCGUGGCAGCCAUACCAAGUUUGUCACCCACGCCUGGAACGCACAAGGUGGCUCCGAGCUUUUUACAGUUCCGGAGGGAGGCGCCGUUGCCGAUGAGGUGGAUUGA
This is a messenger RNA of Sordaria macrospora k-hell, 510 nucleotides long. RefSeq lists its product as uncharacterized. NCBI's taxonomy places the organism in Eukaryota, Fungi, Ascomycota, Sordariomycetes, Sordariales, Sordariaceae. Gene Ontology annotation, molecular function: fatty acyl-CoA hydrolase activity. The record is from RefSeq and is a predicted model, not a curated record.